Anthonomus grandis grandis is the source of this 3658-nucleotide messenger RNA. RefSeq lists its product as uncharacterized. The coding region runs from base 849 to 1790 and encodes 313 amino acids. NCBI's taxonomy places the organism in Eukaryota, Metazoa, Arthropoda, Insecta, Coleoptera, Curculionidae. The record is from RefSeq and is a predicted model, not a curated record. The transcript has 2 exons.
UAAAGGCCAUGCUGAGAAAAUUUUUAGUAACUUUAGGUGUUUAUAGGCUUGUAGUCCUACCCAGAAACGUAUAUUAAAUGAUAUGAUGUGUGUUUAAUAAAAUUAUAUUUUAAAUGUAGUGGGAAUGGGAGAAAAAUAUUAAAUUUUGGCAAACGUUGCACAUUGUGACAACGUUGCUCAUAAACUGACUAUUAGUCAAAAUGACAGGAGGUUCUAAAUGCAGAAAUGCGCGCAGAGUUGUCAUUUCACUUUUAUUAGGAAAAGCUCGUGAAGAUUUAAUAUGCGUUACGUUGCCAAGUUUAUUGAAAAUUUAAUGAAAAUUGUGAAAAGGCUAAUGAAAUUCGAAAAUUAUCGUCAAAUUGUAGCAACGUUGCAUGUAAUAAUAGCAGUAGCUGACCAAGCCAAAAGCACAGGAAGCCGCUAAAUGGAGAUUUGCACUCAGAGUUACCAAUUUGUCUUUAAACAAUAUCACAUUAAUUUUAAAUAAUUAAAUAAUAAAUUGAGAGCGCAUAUUGGCCAUUAAAUUGCAUAAACAAAUUGGCAACACUGUGCGAGUUGUUGUCUUUAGUGGUUUCAGAAAUGACAGAUGUCAAACGUGAAAUUAUGUUUUGUUAUUUUGAAUUUACCCAAACCUACAGAGAUUUUUAUUUAUCAUAAUUUCUAAAAUAAACGAAUAUUACACAAAAUUAUACCGAGCACCCACAUUUGCCAUUAAAUUGGUAAAGUGGUAAAACUGGGUCAGUUGUUGCGUUUAGCGCUUUCUCAAAUGACAGAUGUCAAACUUUAUUUAUAGGUUAUGUUAGGUUUAUAUUUGAAUUUUUUUCUAGCAAAAUGAAGAUCAUAGAGAAAUGAAUAUUAAAAUACUUAAAUAUACUUUUAAUUACUCUAUGAUGAAGAUUGAAUUUGAUAUUGAUGAUGCGGUUUCAGAGUUCUAUCAUAUAUUGAAUAUGGCUAUAGCUUUGUUUGUGCCUCUUAAGAGAUUCAAAACCUCGUCUUUUCCCAGUUGGUUUUCAGGGGAGUUAAAGUACUUGAUCCAGCAAAAGAAAAUUUCACAUAAAAAAUAUAAGUCUAGUCAUACUGUUGCAGACUACGAAGUCUUUUCAGAUCUUAGAGCUAGGUGCAAAACUCUAACGGAGACUUGUUACCAGAACUUUAUUUCAAAUUUGGACCAGUUACUUUAUACAAACCCCAAAAGUUUUAGGUAUAAGUUUAAUAACAGGAGAGCAACGAAUAGGCUUCCUGAUUUGAUGACCUAUAAUAAUGGGGAGUUUGCAGGUUGUGAACAAAUUGCAGAGGGGUUUGCCAGGUUUUUUUCUACUGUCUAUAAUAGAGAUAAUAAUGUCUUACCUUCUCGGCAGGCUGGUGUAAACAUGACUAUUCCAAAUCCUAAAUUAUCUAUUGGAUUCAUUUUUGAUAAGAUCUUUCAAUUAUCCCUUAAACUUAGUGCUGGCCCUGAUGGUAUACCGAAUUAUUUUUUGAGAAAAUGUGUAUGUGUCCUCUCUUAUCCCCUCUUUAUUUUAUUCAGUAGGUCUUUAGACUUGACAGUUUUUCCAUCCGAGUGGAAACUCAGUUUUAUUACGCCUAUAUUUAAACGUGGUGCUGCUAAUGAAAUGAUCAAUUACAGGAGUGAGUGCGUACAGUCUGCUAUUCCAAAACUUCUAGACAGUCUUAUUUAUGACCAAAUUAAUUUUUAUUGCAAAGAACUUCUGUUAAGUGAACAGCAGGGCUUCAGUCGUGGCAAGUCUGCUAUUACAAACUUGCUUUGGAGAGGGGUGAACAAGUGGAUGUAAUAUAUACAGACUUUUCCAAGGCAUUUGACAGUGUCAACCAUAGCUAAUUAUUAGAAAAAUUGAGACUUUUUGGUUUUUCAGGUUGUUUGGUGGCCUGGUUUGCAAGUUUUCUUUCUGACAGAUUUCAGCAGGUACCAAUUGGGGAUGCUAGGUCGCAUCUUAUCAGUGUGACCUAUGGGGUUCCACAGGGUGGUCAUUGUUCUCCCCUGUUGUUCAAUAUUUUCAUUAAUGAUAUUUUGGUUUGCUUUAAAAAUAGUAAUUUUUUGUUAUUUGUCGAUGAUUUAAAGUUUUAUAGGGUGAUCAGUUCAGAACAAGACAUGGUUCUCUUGCAAGAUGAUCUGAAUAGAUUGUGUGAAUGGUGUGUUGGUAAUAGUUUGGCUCUGAAUGUGGGUAAAUGCAGUUACAUUAGUUUCUACAAAAGAAACAAACGGGUAACUUCCUCCUAUACUAUUGAUAAUGUUAAUCUUAGGUACACUGAAGUAGUAAAGGACCUUGGUAUCUUUUUUGAUGAACAAUUGAAUUUUAAUUCCCAUGUAAAUACUAUUAUAAGUAAAGCAUCUAAGGUCCUUGAUUUUGUCCAGCGCAAUUGUAAGUAUCUGUCGGUUGAAACUUGCAAAAGGUUGUACAUAUCACUUGUUGUCUCUUUGUUGGAGUAUGGAUCAAUAAUUUGGUCUCCUCUGUACAUGAAUAAUUGUAUGGCACUGGAGAGGGUUCAAAAUAAAUUUCUACGAUUCUGCCUUUAUAAACUUCGCAUUCUAGUUCCUAAUGACCAUUGUUAUGAUGAAGCAAUGAACUUGCUGAAUAUGCGGAGUUUACUUAAGAGACGCACUGAGAAUGAUUUGGUGUUUAUUUAUAAACUGCUUAAUAGGAUUUCAUUUAAUAUUCCAUACCGUAAUCUGAGGGCAAAUCGAUUGUUUUCUUUGCCUUAUCAUCGUACCAACUAUGCUAUGCACUCGCCUGUCGAAAGGACCUUGAGGCUGGUAAACUCUACUGGAAUUGAAGUUUUGGGAAUUUCCUUAUUGCAUUUUAGGAGUCUUAUUAAGAGUUUGUUUUUUGAAUUAAUUCUGCUCCAUGAUUAAUAAUUUGAAAUACAUUUGAUCAUUGUCAUUGAUAAUAAUAUAUUUUGUUGUUUCUUAGCUAAUUUUGCAUUGUUAAUUGUUCUGAUUUUGAGAGAAUAUUGUUACUACUUGUAAAACGGUUUAAUUAUCCUUGGUAUUAAGAUUAAGUCUGAUAAUUAUUGUUAAUUAGUAAUUAGUGGUUAGGUAGUAUAGCUUUUAUUUCUUUUUCAGAAAUAUAUAUAUUUUUAGUAAUGGGGUUGAUCCCGUGUAUAAAUAAAUAAAUGAAUUAGGUAUUGUAUUGUGUACACAAAUAAUAUCACCAAUAUUAAAGCAAAACAAGGAUCCCAAGGUAUAUACCAGCUAUAGACUGAAGCUGUAGUAGCCCCAAGAAUAGAACAUUGUUAGCCUUCAAGGUUACAGGAAAGCUGUAACCUUGUAGGAAUAACAUGACUAUAGGGGAUAAAGUUCUGGACAAUUACUAUCAUUCAAUGAAGUCCUAAACUGGGAAACAGCAUGUACUAGAAUAGACGUGGGACUCCAGCAAAAAUGGAAGCACUGGACAAAAUACUUCACUAUAAUAACUACACCCAUAAAAUGGCAAAACUCCCAUAUCAUAGGUUCUUAUAUAAAAAGACUUCUUUAGUUUAAGUGCAUUUGGAAGUUUACUAAAAAGGCAUAGAUAUUACAUUCAGAACAACUAUAUCCACUAUGACCAUAUAAUUGGAUCGUUCUUUUCCUGCCGUCUUUAGAUUUUUUGCACAAUAUGUUGGAACGCUCAUCUAACCGAGUUAGAUUCCAACCUGACCAUGC